This is a messenger RNA of Venturia canescens, 3830 nucleotides long. Its product is annotated as cytochrome P450 307a1-like. Gene Ontology annotation, molecular function: iron ion binding; heme binding; oxidoreductase activity, acting on paired donors, with incorporation or reduction of molecular oxygen. The record is from RefSeq and is a predicted model, not a curated record. Lineage: Eukaryota; Metazoa; Arthropoda; Insecta; Hymenoptera; Ichneumonidae. The coding region runs from base 1421 to 2965 and encodes 514 amino acids. The transcript has 3 exons.
AGAUGCUUACGUGAAAACGGAGCAGCGUCUCGACUCAGCGGAGCAUGUUUCGCGAUGGUCCGUCAAACUGAUUUUUCCCAGGAUCACAAAAGCGUUGCGCGGAGCGUAAAUUAAGGGUGGAAAAAACGUUGGUACGAGGAGGUGAAAAACGGGGGCGUUUGACAGGAUGAAAAACUCGAGAGUCCCAGCAGCAGCCUCGUUGCAACGAAGGGCCCAUAUUCGUUUGGUCCCGGAGGAGUGACGCGGUGAACAGCAGGAAAUGCGAGAACGGCGUCAACGUGAUAAAAACGUUGCAGUUGGGCGUAUUCCUAUGCGUUCGUACGGAUCUGUAACGCGCGCGACGGAUUCUUCGAGAAUGAUUCGUCGCAAGGAGAUACGAGCCUUGACAGAAAAAUAAUGUGACGAGUAUAGAAAAAGAUUCCUCUCCCGCGGCUCCUCCCCGCGUAUUUGCAUUACGACGAUCGCCGGACGAGAUAAAUGGCGAGUAAAACUUUCGGGGAUUCGGCUGUCCGGUGACCGGGGGACGAAUACGUGUUUGUAUUAUCCUCUGGCCUGGAUGUCGGCCGGGACCUUAUCCUCGGAGUUCUCGCGAGGGCCCUUUUUCGAGGCUGGAAAACUCUGAGGCCUCCUUUCCCCAUUUUCCCUUGUCUUGAUCUUCCCCUCAUCAGUAAUACCGAAAUCUAAUCUACGAAAUUAAUCGGAUCUCGGAGUGAAGAAUAAUUUGUACAUGGAAAGUUUGCUCUCCCCGAAUCCACCAACGAUUCGUGUCGAUUCCAUUCCCAUAGUCGUAGUCACUUCGUCACCGUUAUCAUGCUUUGUCGUGCCGUAAUAAAACGACGAGAACAAGAGCGCGUACAGCGGAGGGGUUGCCAGGAUAUUUGACGGUGCGGAUGGUGGUGGUUGAACGCGAACGUACCGGCGACGAGUACGACUUAAAUGUGCUGACUACAUUAAGACCCGGGGUAUAAAAGAUAGCCCGUCCUCACGAUCCUAUCCACAGACCGAGUUUGAUCGGCCACCAGUUCGGUUACGGUGAUAUAACACACGCGUACACACAACACACACACACACACACACACACGCACACACUAAUGUUUCCACAUUUAUAUACGUCAAACCGGUAGAAACAUAGAAUCGAAUAUCUGUAUACGUAAAAGGUUUUAUCGAGGAGAUAAAUAGCUUGAAAAACCGUGCGAAUUGGAAAAAAGAUAAGAGAAAGAAAAUUGAAGAAUCGAUCGGAGGGCAGGAGCAGUAGAAAAGCGAUAAAAUAUAGAAAAGUUUUAAACAUCGGUUAAGUAUUUGAUCGAGAGCAUUGGACACGCAGUGUUUAGAUCGAAAUUUAUAGUCGUUCGGAGUGUACUUUGUUUCGGGAAAGCAAGCCUCUCGGAGGUACGAGUUGCUAAGAGAAAAUCGAAGAAAAAUGACGCCGUUCGUAUUGAGCACCACGAGCUAUUUCCUCGUCGCAGUAAUACUCGUUGCCGUCGUAAUGAUUAUCUUCGAUCACAAACGCUCGCGGAACAAAAAAUUGAUAGAAAAACUGGCCAAGUACGACACCGAAGUGGCCACCCUGCCCGAGCCACCGGGGCCGAAACCCUGGCCCAUUUUUGGCUCGCUUCAUCUCCUCGGACAAUACGAAAUUCCGUACAUGGCCUUUGCCGAUCUUGCUAAAAAGUACGACAGCCCUAUCGUCAAACUGCGCAUGGGAUCCGUGGGCUGCGUCGCCGUAAACGGACUCGAAAACAUCAAAGAAGUUCUCAUCGUCAAGGGACAGCAGUUCGACUCGAGGCCCGAUUUCAAACGAUAUCAUUUGCUCUUCUGCGGCGACAAGGAAAAUUCCCUCGCGUUCUGCAACUGGUCCGAGCUGCAGAAAGCUCGAAGGGAAACCCUCCGAGCGCACACCUUUCCGCGAGCCUUUACCGCCAAGUUUGACCAGCUGAACGGCAUCGUGUCCGAGCACUUGGAAAACUUCGUGUCCCACGUGGAGUCUCGGGCCGGUAGCGAGAUCAAGGCGAAGCCUCUGGUACUCCACUUGUGCGGCAACAUUUUCUCCAAUUAUUUCUGCUCGAAAAAAUUCGCUCUCGAUCACGUGGCGUUCAACGAAAUGGUGAGGAAUUUCGACAAGGUUUUCUACGAGGUCAACCAGGGCUACGCCGCCGACUUCAUGCCCUUCUUGAUGCCGCUCCACCAGAGAAACAUGGCGAGAAUGUCCAACUGGAGUCACAAAAUCCGAGAGUUCGUGACCUCCCACAUUAUCGGCGAUCGCUAUUCCUCGUGGGACCGAAUUAUUCCGGAGGAGGAUUACGUCGACUGCCUUAUCAAUCAUAUCAGAACGAAGAGCGAGCCGAAAAUGUCUCUCGACACCGGAUUAUUCGCUCUCGAAGAUAUCAUCGGCGGACACUCCGCGAUCGGCAAUUUGAUCGUCAAAAUUCUUGGCUUCAUCGCGACGAGGCCAGAGGUACAGGCGAACGCACAGCGCGAAAUCGACCUCGUCGAAACUGGUGGAGUCACCGUUGGACUCGAGCAUCGAGGAUCGAUGCCCUACACCGAAUCCAUCAUUCUCGAGGCGAUUAGAUUGAUCACGAGUCCGAUCGUCCCACACGUCGCGAACCAGGACACCUCGAUCGGAGGAUACAAAGUAGAAAAAGACACGUUCAUAUUCCUGAACAACUACGAGCUCAACAUGUCAGAAAAGCUGUGGACAUCGCCGAAAGAAUUCAUGCCCGAGAGGUUUAUCCAAAACGGUAGAAUUUCUAAGCCCGAGUAUUUUUUGCCUUUCGGUGGUGGUCGAAGAUCCUGCAUGGGAUACAAGAUGGUUCAGUACGUGGGUUUCUCGACGAUCGCGACGAUACUGAAGAACUUUACAGUCUCUCCGAUCGAGAGCGAGUCUUACGUAGUGCCGAUUGGGAAUCUCGCCCUGCCAGAAAUAAGUUACGGCUUCCGAUUCGACAGGCGACAACGCGCAUGAAUUAGGCAACGAAAACACGAAAGAAAUGUUAACGCAAGCUCCUCAGAGCCUUUUUUUCUCAGGCAUUCGCGUUCGCUUGGUAACGUCGAGUAAACACGUGAGAUUCAAUGAGAAAAAAAGCGUCGAGAGGAGACCUGAUGAAAAGCUUUAUCGACACUAUUAUUUAAGGAUCUUAGAAAAUUGAUUUUUUUUCCUAUUCGAAUCGUGAAAAAUCCGGACGUCCUAAAUCAUUUCCGGAACAAAUUGGCCCUCGAGACUGAGAAAAAAAAAAGUCUUAAUUUUCUUGAACGUUCGGAGGGUCGAUUCGCUGACUGAUGAAUGUGAUUUUUAACGUCAGCUCAUUAAUUAUAGUUCAUCUAUUCUUUUUUCACUCACCACUUAGUGAAAAAAAGUAUUCUCUCGGUGCUGACGGACUGAAAAAUCCAAAUUACCUAUCAGCCAAAGUAAUGCUGAAUCGAAGAAUCUUGAAAUCGAGAUUUUCUAUCGAUUUGGCGAUUCCAAUACGGAGAACGAUUCGAUACACAUGCAACUAAUUCAAUUUCAUUUUUACAUGUUUAUCUAUCACCUCGUAAUUUAUUGAUAUCCAGAUGAUUAUUAUUACCGCUAAGUAGGUACAUAUAAUUCCACUUCACCAUUUUCCCAUUUUUUAUUCGAUCGUGGAGCAUCAAACCAACGUUUGAGUGUUUUCUUCCCUCCUCCUCCUCUCCCCCUCUUUCCCUUUUCAUUGAAAAAACUUAUUGUACAUUCGUAAAAAAGAAGAAAUGUUUGUUAUUUAAUUGAAAGUGAUUGUUGCUUCGUUUAAUUUAUUAUUUAAGCUGAUGCUAGAAUUAUAUAUUGCGGAUUAAAGGAGACAAGAAAUAAUGUA